Penicillium brevicompactum is the source of this 1410-nucleotide messenger RNA. Its product is annotated as mRNA-binding protein NAB2. The coding region runs from base 1 to 1410 and encodes 469 amino acids. Gene Ontology annotation, biological process: regulation of mRNA stability. The transcript has 2 exons. Gene Ontology annotation, cellular component: nucleus; cytoplasm. Gene Ontology annotation, molecular function: poly(A) binding. NCBI's taxonomy places the organism in Eukaryota, Fungi, Ascomycota, Eurotiomycetes, Eurotiales, Aspergillaceae. The record is from RefSeq and is a predicted model, not a curated record.
AUGCUGCCACAAAUUACCUUGGAGUCGCCUCUUGCGCAGGCAGUCGCGCACGCCAUCGGACCCAAGCUGGUGGAGAUGGGCUGGAGCGACGGCCAAGAAUCUCCUCUGAUCGAGUAUAUCGUCCUCAUGUUGGUGAACGGCAAGACGCAGGAACAAAUUGCCACCGAGCUAUCAAACGACUUCCUUGGCCUGGAUGAAGGAGACACCGCUGCCCUCGAGUUUUCGCACUGGUUGUUUGGCCAAGUCGAGCAACUCAACCAACAGAUCAACGGUGUUCCCAGCAAUGGUGCUAUGGGCCAAUCAUUCCCUCCAUCUGGGGGUUUCAAUAAUCAAAAUCAAAACAACCAGCAACCGUUUGGAGAAGCGAAUGGCCAGGAUGCCGAGAUGGGUGAAGCAGAAAAUGACUCUGUCCCCACUGGCCCAAGGGCGAUGCGCAACGGACGAGGUGGAAAGGGAAGGAUGUUGAACCAAAUCAACCGCACUCUGGAUCGCGGCUCGGACGCCGCUCUGCAUCGCGUGCGCGGGAACGGAAACGGUCGCAUCGGUAACAACAACCGGGGCCAAAGAGGAGGAUUCAACCAGAACGGUCGGGGCGGUCGAAUGGGCAUGCAAGGCAACAUGCAAAUGAGCCCGGAAAACCAGAUGCAGCUGAUGACAAUGUUGGAAGAACAAGCGCGCAUGAUGUCCCAACUCAUGCCUGGCUUUGUUCCGCCUGCCGUCAACCCUGCAUUCCAAAAUGGACAGAACAACCAAGGUCGCUCCCUGUUCGAUCGGGUCGAGCGCGGUGGCCAGCGUGGAGGAAAGCGAGGAUACAACAAGCCGCGAGGCGCGGACUCCGGAGAUGUUGAUAUGGAGGCGUCACAAGACCAAAGCAACCCCGAUAGUGUUUGCCGGUUUAACACACGAUGCACGCGCCCGGAUUGUCAACUGGCGCAUCAGUCACCCGCUGCCCCCGACGGCAUUUCCCUCGACCCCUCCGACACUUGCUCUUACGGAGCCGCUUGCAAGAACAAGAAAUGUACCGGUCGUCACCCCUCACCAGCGGUGCGAUCUGCCCACCAGGCCGAGGCCAUGUGCCGAUUCUUCCCCAAUUGUACCAACCCCCAUUGCCACUUCAAGCACCCCAGCAUGCCGGUCUGUCGUAAUGGAUCCGACUGCAAGGCGGAAGGAUGCAAGUUCACACACAUCGAGAUCGCCUGCAAAUUCAACCCUUGUCUGAACCCGACCUGUCAUUACAAGCAUGCCGAAGGCCAGCGCGGCUCCUUCGCCGACAAGGUGUGGACGCCGCGAUCCGGAGAGCACGUCAGCGAGCGUAAAUUUGUUGCCGAUGCCGAUGGACCAGAGGAGUUGAUCAAGCCCGAGACUGCUGCGCCCGAGGAGAGCACUCAAGGUCAAGAGAUGACCGCGUGA